This is a messenger RNA of Rhinolophus ferrumequinum (greater horseshoe bat), 8129 nucleotides long. It is a transcript of the gene OGDH, whose product is annotated as oxoglutarate dehydrogenase. Gene Ontology annotation, biological process: tricarboxylic acid cycle. The record is from RefSeq and is a predicted model, not a curated record. Gene Ontology annotation, molecular function: oxoglutarate dehydrogenase (succinyl-transferring) activity; thiamine pyrophosphate binding. Gene Ontology annotation, cellular component: oxoglutarate dehydrogenase complex; mitochondrion. Lineage: Eukaryota; Metazoa; Chordata; Mammalia; Chiroptera; Rhinolophidae. Bases 157 to 3273 code for a protein of 1038 amino acids. The transcript has 24 exons.
CGCACGGCCGGGGGACUUCUCCCGGGGCGGGGCUGCGUGUUGACGACACACGCCGGGGCGGGGCCGAGAGUUUGGUGCCUUGGAGUGGGGUUUCGGAGCCUCAUUCGGGUGGAGCUGAGUCGGAGGAAGGCGGCCGUGAGGAACUUCUGGACAAGAAUGUUUCACUUAAGGACUUGUGCGGCCACAUUGAGGCCGCUGACAGCCUCCCAGACUGUUAGGACGUUUUCCUGGAACAGAGUAGCGGCCUCCAGGACGUUUGGGCACAUCCGGUGCUACACAGCACCGGUGGCCGCAGAGCCCUUCCUGAGUGGGACGAGCUCCAACUACGUGGAGGAGAUGUACUACGCCUGGCUGGAGAACCCCAAGAGUGUUCACAAGUCAUGGGACAUCUUUUUCCGGAACACCAAUGCCGGGGCGCCCCCGGGCACCGCCUACCAGAGCCCGCUCCCCCUGAGCCCGGGUGCCCUGUUUUCCACGGCCCGCGCGCAGCCCCUGGUGGAUGCACAGCCCAAUGUGGACAAGCUGGUGGAGGACCACCUGGCGGUACAGUCGCUCAUCAGGGCCUACCAGAUACGAGGGCACCAUGUAGCACAGCUGGACCCCCUGGGAAUUUUGGAUGCUGAUCUGGACUCGUCCGUGCCCGCUGACAUUAUCUCAUCCACAGACAAACUUGACCUUGCCGUUUUCCAGGACCGACUGCGAAUGCUAACAGUAGGAGGGUUCUACGGCCUGGACGAGUCUGAUCUGGACAAGGUCUUCCACCUGCCGACCACCACGUUCAUCGGCGGGCAGGAGUCAGCGCUUCCUCUGCGGGAGAUCAUCCGGCGGCUGGAGAUGGCCUACUGUCAGCACAUUGGGGUGGAGUUCAUGUUCAUCAACGACCUGGAGCAGUGCCAGUGGAUCCGGCAGAAGUUUGAGACACCCGGGAUCAUGCAGUUCACCAAUGAGGAGAAGCGGACCCUGCUGGCCAGGCUCGUGCGGUCCACCAGGUUCGAGGAGUUCCUGCAGCGGAAGUGGUCGUCUGAGAAGCGCUUUGGCCUGGAAGGCUGCGAAGUGCUGAUCCCCGCGCUCAAGACCAUCAUCGACAAGUCUAGUGAGAACGGCGUGGACUACGUGAUCAUGGGCAUGCCGCACAGGGGGAGGCUGAACGUGCUCGCCAAUGUCAUCAGGAAGGAGCUGGAGCAGAUUUUCUGUCAGUUCGAUUCCAAGCUAGAGGCAGCUGAUGAGGGCUCUGGGGACGUGAAGUACCACCUGGGCAUGUACCACCGGCGGAUCAACCGUGUGACCGACAGGAACAUCACCCUGUCGCUGGUGGCGAACCCUUCCCACCUCGAGGCUGCCGACCCCGUGGUGAUGGGCAAGACAAAAGCCGAGCAGUUUUACUGCGGGGACACCGAGGGGAAGAAGGUCAUGUCCAUCCUCCUGCAUGGGGACGCGGCGUUUGCCGGCCAGGGCAUCGUGUACGAGACCUUCCACCUGAGUGACCUGCCAUCCUACACGACUCACGGCACCGUGCAUGUCGUUGUCAACAACCAGAUCGGCUUCACCACAGACCCGCGCAUGGCUCGCUCCUCGCCCUACCCCACCGACGUUGCCCGCGUGGUGAAUGCCCCCAUUUUUCACGUGAACUCGGACGACCCCGAGGCCGUCAUGUACGUGUGCAAGGUGGCUGCUGAAUGGAGGAAUACCUUCCACAAGGACGUGGUGGUGGACCUGGUGUGUUACCGGCGCAACGGCCACAACGAGAUGGACGAGCCCAUGUUCACGCAGCCGCUCAUGUACAAGCAGAUCCGUAAGCAGAAGCCGGUGCUGCAGAAGUAUGCGGAGCUGCUGGUGUCGCAGGGCGUCGUCAACCAGCCGGAGUACGAGGAGGAGAUCUCCAAGUAUGACAAGAUCUGCGAGGAGGCCUUCGCCAGAUCCAAGGACGAGAAGAUCCUGCACAUCAAGCACUGGCUGGACUCCCCCUGGCCUGGCUUCUUCACCUUGGAUGGGCAGCCCAGGAGCAUGUCCUGCCCCUCCACGGGCCUGACAGAGGAUGUCCUGAUGCAUAUUGGGAACGUAGCCAGCUCCGUGCCUGUGGAGAACUUCACCAUUCAUGGAGGGCUGAGCCGCAUCUUGAAAACCCGCGGGGAGAUGGUGAAGAACAGGACCGUGGACUGGGCUCUGGCGGAGUACAUGGCUUUCGGCUCGCUCCUGAAGGAGGGCAUCCAUAUCCGGCUAAGCGGCCAGGACGUGGAGCGGGGCACUUUCAGCCACCGCCACCAUGUGCUGCACGACCAGAACGUGGACAAGAAAACCUGCAUCCCCAUGAACCACCUGUGGCCCAACCAGGCGCCCUACACCGUGUGCAACAGCUCACUGUCUGAAUACGGGGUCCUGGGCUUUGAGCUGGGCUUCGCCAUGGCCAGCCCCAACGCCCUGGUGCUCUGGGAGGCUCAGUUUGGCGACUUCCACAACACGGCCCAGUGCAUCAUCGACCAGUUCAUCAGCCCCGGACAAGCCAAGUGGGUGCGACAGAACGGCAUCGUGCUGCUGCUGCCCCACGGCAUGGAGGGCAUGGGCCCAGAGCAUUCCUCCGCCAGGCCGGAGCGUUUCCUGCAGAUGUGCAAUGACGACCCAGACGUCCUGCCGGACCUCAAUGAAGCCAACUUCGAUAUAAACCAGCUGUACGACUGCAACUGGGUGGUUGUCAACUGCUCCACGCCUGGCAACUUCUUCCAUGUGCUGCGUCGCCAGAUUCUCCUGCCCUUCCGGAAGCCAUUAAUCAUCUUCACCCCCAAGUCCCUGCUGCGGCACCCUGAGGCCAGGACCAGCUUCGAUGAGAUGCUUCCAGGGACCCACUUCCAGCGGGUGAUCCCAGAAGAUGGCCCUGCAUCCCAGAACCCAGAAAACGUCAAGAGACUUCUCUUCUGCACCGGCAAGGUGUACUAUGACCUCACCCGAGAACGCAAAACGCGGGACAUGGUAGAGCAGGUGGCCAUCACCAGGAUCGAGCAGCUGUCGCCGUUUCCCUUCGACCUGCUGCUGCAAGAGGUGCAGAAGUACCCCAAUGCCGAGCUGGCCUGGUGCCAGGAGGAGCACAAGAACCAAGGCUAUUAUGACUACGUGAAGCCCCGGCUGCGGACAACCAUCAACCGCGCCAAGCCCGUGUGGUAUGCUGGUCGGGACCCUGCAGCGGCUCCAGCCACCGGGAACAAGAAGACCCACCUGACGGAGCUGCAGCGUCUGCUGGACAUGGCCUUUGACCUGGAAGCCUUCAAGAACUUCUCGUAGAUGCUGCCGGCCGCUUAGGUCGCUGCCUCCAUGUCCACUGCCCUCGCUUCUCUACUAAAGAAUAGUGCCUCAGCGCUGCCCUCACCCCUGCCUGCCCGCCACACACACACCGUCCUCACUCACCUGGGAUUAGGCUGUGACCUCUCACGUGCUUGGCUGCCCCCCAGGCAGAAGCUGCCAGACUCUGACUUCCAUCUGGUGGAGGCGUGUGGGGGGUGGGGGCCCACAGGUUUCCUGGGAGGGUCAGCUCUGCCUCAGCCCACCUUCACCCCAAGGACCUACCUGAUGGGCUUAUCGUCCAGCAAGGGGUCCUGCACCCCUCGGUCACCAGGGCAGAGCCUCAGUCACUGGGGAGGAGCCAGCGCCAUCAGAGGCUUGUGGGGUGGGAGGGGCUGGCAGGGCCUCACUCCUCCAAGCACCGCCAGCGGCACCGCCGAGGUGGGGCUGACAGGACACGGCCUGAGCCUGCCCGGGCUCAGAGAGGGCAGGUCCGCUCUCUGCAGUGUCCCCUUCCGCCUCUCAGGAGGGUCCCAGGCCAUGCGUGGGGGCCACGGGCUGUGUGGUCAGGAAGCGGCACUCGGCCCCAUGGCCAGGACACAGCAGUUGGUCUGGGCCCUGCUCCCCGGUCACCUCCACCUCGGCCUGCCUUCCAGCCCACUUUCCUGUGUCCCUUCCACACAGUGGACACUGGAGCACUUGUCUCUGCUGUGCCACGGCCGGCCAGGACAGGAGAGGAGGGGCAGGCGGAGGAGCAGCCUCCCCCAUCGGUCACAGGGACGUACCCAGUCUAUUUAUUUUGGUUAAAAGAAAAGUGAAAACGACUUUGCAUUGCAUUCGGCUUGCCCCAUAAACUGAGUUAUCUGCGGGCCUGUGUACGUGCCAUCUUUCUGCUCCCUUCUCCCGGGAAGCAGCCCCUCGCUGCUCUGCCGGCCUGUCCUGCUGACCUCCUGUCGUUGAUGCAGGCUGUGUGUCCGGUGUACCUUCUCAGCCUCCCUGCUCCACUGAGAAGGACUCGUCUGUGCUUGGCCUGGUGUGCCUGGUGGGUCCCCAGGACAUCCGCCGUUAGUGAGCCAGCCAUACCAGCAGCGCCCCACGGCCCUAGUGUCCCCUCUGAACAGGAGUCCCACUGUUUGAGCCCACAAUGUCCCAGCCUUAGUCUUCUGUGGGAGGGGUCCCAGCACAGAGGGAGAGCUCAGGGAAAGAGCUAGGUGUGGACAUGGGCUACCCUCCAGGAGCAGGGCCCCUGGUGGUCACUCCGUUCUCUAGGCCACACCUAGGUCCCUUGUCCUGUGUGCUCCCUGUGGCUUGUCCGAGGGUCCUCCAGUCCUGAGGGGACAGCAGCCGUGCAGGCGGAGCCUCCCGUGUAGGGCCAGGACCACACACCCUCCCUGAGUCAUGUGACAGCUGUGCUUUCGGGCCAAGAGGCCAAGGUGAGGCAGACUCCUGGCGCUGUCACUACUUCCAGUGUGUGGGGUCAGGGCGGAGCCAGGCAUCCUCCCGGGCAGGGGCCACAGAUGGCCUGGGUCUUGCAAGGGCCUCUCCCACUCAGAGCUCUGGAUCUGCCAGCCUGCCCACCUGCCAGGAGAAGGAAGGGGCUCAUGGGCCCUGGGGAGCCAGGCGCCCCAGAUUAGCUGUGUUCUGCUUGCGUUCUCAGCGGUCUGCUUCCUGAAACAGAAAGAGCUUGUGUGCCAAGGAGGAGGCUUCCUAGUCUAGGGGCUCCAUGUGCUUAGAUGUACUUGAGGGGCCCAGAGCCGUGUGCGUGUGUGGGUGUGUGCACACAAGUGUGCAUGGGACGGCUGACCAGGUUCCUGGGCUCUUCUGGAUAUGAAGGCCCUCGCGACACCUCCCCAGCCAUGAAAGCCUGGGCAGAGGUUCAACCUGCUGCUCCCAAGGGGCCAAGCCUGAGGACCUUGCAGCCCCCAGGAGUGACAUGUGUGCCCCAGGAACAUGCUGACCAAGGAGCCCAGGACACGGCACAGGUGACCAAGGCCUCGUCCACGGGGCACAGGGUCAAGUGUCUGCCUACUGCGAUUCCAUCUUAGAGGGAAUUGGAGUCAGUGUCAGACUAUUUCUGCCCUGAAUUAGGGGAGUGAGCUCCCUGUCCCCGUCAUAUUCAAUUGGGACUGGACUCCAGAGAAACUGGAAAACCCUCAGAGCUAGUCCUACGUCUCAGAUUUCCCACCACGGCUGCCCUCGGAUCUGCAGCUUGCAUCCUGAAAUGAGGCGCUGAGCGAGCUCCUGUUCCCCCCAGGGCCGCCCCUCCCCCACACUGACACCACCUGCAUCCCUUCCCCGCCUCCCUCCCUCAGGGCCGUUUGUAAUUGAGCUCCGAUUGACAUGUAUUAGUUUCAGGUGCACAACAAUAAUUCAGUGUCCUAUAAAUUGUGAAAUGAUCACAGUGAGUAGUUAACGUUUGUCACCUCACACGUUUUUCCUGAUAAAAGCUUUUAAGAGCCACUCUCAGCAACUUCGAAAUAAUGAGACAGCCUUAACUACAGUGGCCAUGCUGUGCACCACACCCCAGCUCUCAAGUUACCAGUGAAGUUGGUUCCCUUAUGCCCCUCCCUCCAGGCCUUCACUGGCUCUCCUUUCCUCUUCCCCACCCCCCACUAGCCUCCAUCCCUGCCUGCCUGGGUCGCGCAGAGGCUGGGACAGCCAGCCUGCUCUGGCACCCUCCUCUUCCUACCCCACACCUGCUGGAGUGGGCUAGGCUGGUGGAGACCUGCCUCCCCAGCCUAGGGUCCCCCUGCCCUCCACUCUGCUCUGACCCAGGGACUGCACCGGCGGAGAAGUCUGCAGAGUAGCCCAGGCCCAGGAGACUCAGUGGCUGCCCUGACCCUGGUCACCUAAGGGAGCUCCAGGCCCUCUCCAUUCAUGACUUGGGGCUCAGAUUUCUUGGCGGUCCUCCACUACCCUAGCCUGAAGCGUAGCCUUAAGAAGAACCUCGGGCAGCUGGUUGGCUCAAUUGGUUAGAACGUGGUGCUGGUAACACCAAGGUUGCCAGGUUCAAUCACCCGCAUCGGCCACUGUGAGCUGCACCCCCCUUAAACAAACAAAAAGCUUUCAGAAGACUCGAGGAGGAAAAUUCUAUUUAACAAUUUUUGCUUUCGGUAUUAUUUUCCCUUCCUGGUUCUUCUAAGAUGUUUUUUUCUUAUUUUAAAUCAUUUCCUUUCUGUUCAGAGAAGUGCUUUUAGCUGUUCUCUUAGGGUAGGUCUGCUGGUGACAAAUGCUCUUAGCUUUCCUACAUCUGAGAAUGUUUUCACUGCAUCUUAACUCCUCGGGGAUACUUGCUGGACGCCAGUUUCUGGGCUGACAGAUGUUUUCUUUCAGCACUUGAAAAACGUUGCACCCUUCCUUCUGGCUUUGGUUUCUGAUGAGAAAUCCUCUCAUAUGAAUUGUUCUGCUACUUUGAACAAUUUUUAUUUGCUUUAGGUUUUAGAAGUUUACGAUAUGCCUUGGCAUUGGUUUCUUUGGGUUUAUCACUGGGAUUUGCUCACCUUGAAUCUGUAGGUUUAUGCCUUCUGUCAUAUUUGGGACAGUUUCAGCCAUUAUUUGAAUACUUUUUCAAUUGCCCUCUUUCUCCUCUCCAUGUAGGACUGGAUGAACAGGAUUUGACGUAUCUUUUGUUCAGGUCAACAGGUCCCUGAAGCGCUGUUUUGUUUUUUUCUGUCAAUUUUCUCUGUUGUUCAGGGUAAUGCCUGUUGUUCUUUCUUCCAGCUCCUGAUCCUCUGCCUUCUCCAUUCUGCCAUCGAGCCUAUCCAGUAAGCUUUUAAAUUUCAGUUAUUACUUCUUCACUUCUAAAUUUUCCAUUUGCUGCUGCUUUACAUCUUCUAUUUAUUGAGGCUUUCUAUUUUUAAAACUUGUUUCAAGAGUGUUCAUAAUUGCUUAUUGAAGCAUUUUUGCAAUGGCUGCUUUAAAAUCUUUGUCAGAUAAUUCUAACAUCUCUAUCAUCUCGGUGUUAGCAUCUAUUGAUUGUCUUCUUAAAUUUAGUUUGAUAUCUUCCAGUCUUCAUAUGACACGAGAUUUUUUUAUUGAAAACUGGACUUUUUAAGAAUUUUGAAACUCUAGAUCUCAUUGAAAGCUUUUCUUUUAAAUGGCUUCUUACACCACUUCAGCAGGAGAUGGGAGAGCACCUUCUCAUUACUGCCAGGUAGGCGUUCCCCACUGGGCCUCCAGUGACACGCUGUGGGCAGGUCUCCUUGUUACUGCUGGGAGGAGGGUGUAGCUGCUGUCCCCACUGGGCCUCCACUUUCAUCCCUCUGCAUGGGAGGGGUAUGAGCAUCUUGCCAUUGUACCCACGUGGUUGCCCCCACUGAUACUUCUUUUACCACUGAGGGUGGUCAGAGUCCUCCUCUGACAUCACCCCAGUGUGGGGAGCUGGCGGCCACAUUAAAGCCAGCUGAGGGUGGAGGCUCCCCACUCAGGCCUUGCUUGGGAGGAGAGAGGCGGCAUCACAGUGUUUCCUGUUGUGUUGGCCAGGGUAGGGUUGUUAUUGUCUAAAAGUUUUCUGUCCCACUAGGCUGCCCCUUUCUUGGUCCUCUGUCCAGAGAGCUGACUUCCUUGGUCAGCACCUGUUGGCAUUUCUGGGUUGCCAGCUCGUUCAGCACCCAUUCUGGGGUAUAAGAGGGAAAAGAAACCUCAGGGAAGUUACUGCUGCGUUGUGCCUUGGGUCCCGAGGUCCCUCGUCAGUCUGCCUUUUUUUCUUUCCUCUUUUCAGGGACUUCCUAUGUUUUAUUUAUAUAUAAUUUCUAGGGUUUUAGUUACACUUAGCAGGAUGAAUAGGAAAAAGUACAUCUGUUCCAUCUUCCUGGAAGCAGAAAUCUCCUUCAAUAAUUUUUAAGAAUACAAAGUCCUAA